GAUACUCCUAUUAGUUUGUCGCGAGGUAAACGAGUUGGUGCAAACACAUGGUAGUGUGUACAGAAUCUACAAUUAUGUCAGACGACGAUGUUGAUUCGGAAUUUCUUGGCUUUCACGAAAUGGGACUUGAUGAUCGCCUUUUGAAAGCAAUCUCUAAGUCAGGCUGGAGAAAACCAACCCCAAUUCAAGAGAAAGCCAUUCCUCUGGCAUUGGAGGGAAAGGAUGUACUUGCUCGUGCUCGCACAGGCUCAGGCAAGACUGCCGCAUUCUGUAUUCCUGUCAUACAAAAAAUACUGGCAGCAAAGCAGUCGGCCACGGAGCAGUGUGUCCGUGCUGUAGUCCUGACUCCAUCGAAGGAGCUGUGUAAUCAAGCAUUCAGAAACAUCAAGGACUUGACGAGCAGUUGCUCUCGGGAGGUGAGAUGUGUCGACAUCUCGCAACCAAACCCGCUGCCCUCGCAAAGGCCAAUGUUGAUGGAGAAGCCAGACAUCGUCGUGGGAACACCAAGUCGGGUGCUGGCGCACAUAGAAGCAGGCAACCUGUGUCUGCGUGACUCACUCGAGAUGGUCAUCAUAGACGAGGCAGAUCUGGUGUUUUCAUUUGGAUAUGAACUUGACAUCAAAAGACUCUUGGAACACCUGCCCAAGAUCUACCAAGCAUUCCUGAUGUCUGCCACCCUGACAGAAGACGUGAAGGCUCUCAAGAAGAUGGUGCUCCACAACGCUGUGAUUUUGAAACUUGAGGAAAGUCGACUUCCAGAGACAUGGCAGCUUGCACAGUACCACAUCAAGUGUGAAGACGAGGACAAGUUCACGUUGAUGUGCGCUCUGUUCAAGCUGGGUCUAAUCAGAGGGAAGUCCAUCCUGUUUGUCAACUCGGUAGACCGCUGCUACAAGUUGAAGUUGUUCCUGGAACAGUUUGGUGUCAACGCCUGUGUCCUCAACUCAGAACUUCCAGUCAACUCCAGGUGUCACAUUGUGACCCAGUUCAAUGAGGAUGUAUACAGCUACAUCAUUGCAUCUGAUGAAACACUUCUGGCCGAUCCUAAACAGAAGCCACAAGACAAGAAGAAACACAAGAAGAAGAUCCAUGAGUAUGGAGUGUCCCGAGGAAUUGACUUCCAGAAUGUUUCAAACGUCAUCAACUUUGACUUCCCCAGGAAUGUAGACUCCUAUAUACACAGAGUAGGAAGGACAGCACGAGGCAACAACCACGGCACCGCGCUGUCGUUCGUCAACAUCAAGGAGAUGGCGAUGUUGCAGGAGGUGGAGGAUGACCUAGCUGAUCAUGCACCUGAAGGCGAAAAUCUCUUUAAACCUUACAACUUCAAGAUGGAGGAAAUUGAAGGCUUCAGAUACCGAUCUAGGGAUGCAAUGCGGGCGGUGACGAGGCUGGCAAUCCGAGAUGCCCGGAUGAAGGAGAUUCGACAGGAGCUGCUCACAACAGAGAAACUGAAGUCUCACUUUGAGGACAACCCCCAGGACCUUCAAGUGCUGCGUCACGACAAGGCUCUCCACACCGUCAAGAAACAGGUCGUUCUCAAACACGUCCCGGACUACCUCGUUCCGAAGACACUGAAGAAUCUACAGCAGGAGGAAAAGACCGACAAAACCAAGAAAAGUAACAAACCCGGCCCAUCUAGGGGACAGUUGAAGUUCAAGAAGAGACAAGCUGAUCCCUUGAAAAGUUUUGAGUUCACUGGCCUCAGUAGUAAGAAGAAGAAGAAGAAAUGAACAGAAGAUGAUUUCAUUUGUAAAAUCUGUAAAUAACCCCAAAAUAUUAAAUGUUGAUCAAAACCCAA
Molecule: messenger RNA, 1801 nt
Organism: Haliotis rufescens (red abalone)
Lineage: Eukaryota; Metazoa; Mollusca; Gastropoda; Lepetellida; Haliotidae
Product: probable ATP-dependent RNA helicase DDX56
Exons: 17
Coding region: 48-1733 (561 amino acids)
Cellular component (GO): nucleolus
Molecular function (GO): RNA helicase activity; nucleic acid binding; ATP binding
Source: RefSeq, a predicted model, not a curated record